Messenger RNA from Bombyx mandarina (wild silkworm), 3254 nucleotides. RefSeq names its product A disintegrin and metalloproteinase with thrombospondin motifs adt-2. Lineage: Eukaryota; Metazoa; Arthropoda; Insecta; Lepidoptera; Bombycidae. Gene Ontology annotation, molecular function: metalloendopeptidase activity. Gene Ontology annotation, biological process: proteolysis. The record is from RefSeq and is a predicted model, not a curated record.
AUGUCGUUCAGAACUUUUAUAGUGACUCUUAUUGUGAUGUACUUGGUACAAUGCGCUGCUCCGGCGCGGUUUCCGGAGCUUCUGCCAACAUUUGGGUGGUGGCAGGAGGAGGGGCGUGGUGAGCGGGGUCACGGCGCAGACGUACAAGUAGUGUACUUGCCAGCGUUGUUGCCGCGGGAAGCACAGUCCUCCGUGGACGGUAGCAAUGAUGACGUUCCUUUACCGUACAACUUUGAUGCGUUCGGUCGUAACUUCGAUCUUCAGCUGGUGCCAAACCGUCGACUGGUGUCUCCAGAGUUCCGCGUGUGGACCGAACGUGGGGAAGAGAAACCCUUGUCCAGCGUGGAUGCCUCUUGCCAUUUCCUGCAUGCUAGUCCUAACGCAGUAGCUGCCUUCUCGGCUUGCAAAGAUCAUGCACUACACGGACUAAUCGUCGUCGAUAACUCUACAUAUGAGGUCCGCCCGUUGCCUUCUGGUGUUGGCCGUGCUGAGAACAGCCAUGGUCGUACUGCACACGUAAUUCGAAGAGCAUCUCCUCCUUCACCGCCCGUCGAUGAUGCCAGAGUCCUAAGACCGCGGCCGCGGCGCCGUCCGCGAAACCACACUCCUCCAGUGAAGAAAGGCCCGGCCAGCUAUACCAUAGAAAUAGCACUGUUUCUCGACGAAGCUGCAUAUAAAAUUUUUCAUCCAUUUUUUCAUUACAAUGAAGCUGAUUUGCGUGAUAUGUUGCUGGCUUAUAUAAAUGGGGUACAGGCGCUAUAUCAACAUUCUUCCCUUGGUACUCAUAUCCAGUUGUCACUAGUGAGGUUAACGUUAUUAAGGUCUCAGCCAACUGAUCUUUCAGCGCAUGCCGAACGUGGCAAACUCCUAGACUCUUUCUGUGCAUAUCAAAGAUCACUAAACGUUGAAGAUGAUGAAGAUCCCGAACAUUGGGAUAUGGCCUUACUGUUAUCUGGAUUAGAUUUUUAUUCAGAAGAAAAUGGUCGGCGGAACGGCGUCACUAUGGGCCUAGCGCCCGUGGGUGGGGUGUGCUUGCCGGCGCACGCAUGCGUGGUGUCGGAGUUCGGUGCGACGGACGUGCUCGGCCGCCCCUACCCAUCAGCAGGCUUCACUUCUGUCUACAUACUGGCGCACGAGAUCGGACACAACUUGGGUAUGCAUCACGACGGUACCGGGAACACGUGCGCCCGCGACGGUUACAUCAUGUCACCGUCUCGGGGAACCAAUGGAGAGGCUUCCUGGUCAUCCUGCAGUGCUAGAGUCGUUGCCGACCUCAAAUGGGCUACUUGCCUGUUGGAUGGAGACGACGGCGAGGAAGACAUCCCAAACGAGCUUCAGCAUGAACGAUUUAGCGGAGCGCCUGGUGCUAUAUGGAGCGCAAAGAAACAGUGUGAGGUUUUGUUGCGUGACGCGGACGCAGCGCCUUGGUCGGGCGGCGGAGACCAGCGGGGGCAAUGCGCCCAGCUCGCGUGCCGCACCCCGCACCGCGCCGGCUUCUUCUACGCCGGCCCCGCGCUGCCCGGCACUGCUUGUGGCAAUAAAAUGUGGUGUCAAGGUGGGGAGUGUGUGCCUUCGAACUCCGUACCGACAUCCAGCACGCGCGUUCCGCCAUCGGCCGGUAUGGCGGAGGGCGAGUCUGGCGGCUGGACCGUAUGGAGAGAAGGCGCGUGUCGGUCCGGCUGCUCAGCCAAGUCGCGGGGCUUUAGAGAACGUAGACGGGAAUGCGCUACGACCACCACCUGCCAAGGAUCCGCUUACGAUGUCGUACUGUGUGAUGAUACCAAGGUUUGCGGCAAGAAGAGCCGAGUGAGUGCCAAUGAGCUUGCUUCCCGCAAGUGCAGCGAGUACGCGGCGCGCGUGCCGUCCCUGGACGCGCGCGCCGGCGGGCUGCAGGCCCCGCAUGAUCCUACUCGCAUGUGGAUGGGGUGCGCAAUAUUCUGCAGGCGAGCAUCCGGCGGUGGGUUUUACGCUCCUCGGGUGGAACUCAACGCGGCAGGUCUCGAUCCCUAUCUGCCUGACGGUACCUGGUGCCACAACGAUGGGAAACAUGACUAUUACUGCAUGCAACAUCAUUGUCUGCCAGAGAAUUUCAAGAUGUCAACGCAAUACCACAUUUGGGAGUUGCCAUCUCAGGACAUUGGCGGGUCGUUUAACGCUCGUGCUUUGACCACUCCUGAUGAUGAAGCCGCCCAGGCGGCUGUACGAGAAUAUUUAUCUUUAGACAACCAUGGAGUGCCUCUUACGAGAGGCGCAUUUCCUCCAAGUUUACCCGAUGAACCUGAAGACAACUGGGAGGUAGUCGACUACGUGGAAAUUCAUAGAAAUGACUCCUCUUAAUUGAAGUCAAGACGUAGACAAACUAGUCCUUCGGCCAAAAUGACUACGCCUAUGACGUGUUACAGUAUGAAAUCAAGUUGCGGUUACGCUUAGAUGUGUCACUAAUGUUUCAAAGAUUAACAUUAAAAACGUAACUAACUUACUAUAUUAGAUCGAUUCUUAUGUCAACAGUUGAAAACACAAUUCAAUUUUGACUUAGAGACGAUAGGUUGAUAGAAAAUAUAGUACUCCGAUACUUUGGUAUGUGUGGAUAACUAACGACUGCCAAGUGCCAACAGAAUAUUGGCCAGUGUAACUGCGCCGGAGAACAACUAGGGAAGUUGUCGAUUACGUCGAUACAAACGUCAAACGGGAAAAAGGAAGUCAUUUGACGUCAUUGACCUCUCCAUAGUAUAAACAUAUUGCAGUUGAUUCAACUAAAGCAUAUGCUAAGAUUAACAGAAAUAUCGCUAAAAGACUGAUAUUUACAAAAUUGUCAGAGUCUGACAACUCGAGCAUUUCGUAGUAAAUAACUAAAUGAUGUAGGUCUGUUUCAGUGUAGUUUGAUAAUAACAAUGGCUAAGGUAUCGCCAAUAAAUUUUGGACCCAGUUCGCACAACUUUAGUCUAAUUUAAAUUAAUUCAAUUUAAUUUAGUUUAAUCCAAUCUAUUUUAAUUAAUCCAAUUUAACUUAAUUUGGUAGUUUUUAAACAGCAUCAUCUUGCCAAAAUAUUUUUGUAGUUUAUGUGGUUAGUCGGUAUAGUCAUUAUACCUUCGUCUUCAAGGAACAUAAUUUACGAAUUAAUGCAUUUUAAUCUGAAUAAUUAACUUAAAGUAUUAUAGAUUAUAAUUUUCUCGCUAAUUUCCAGUUAUAAAAUUGGUUCUCAACUUAGUUACCGAAUUCUAAAGAACAUGGAAACGUACUAGUCGAUUUAUUAU